CUGGCGGCGGCGGGAGCGCGGCUGCCCGCCCCGGCCUGGCCCCGCGGGUGCGGAACGCAGCGCAGCACAACGCAACGCGGCGAGCAUGGUAGCGCGGCCCUGACCGCCUCUCCACGGUGGGGACGGCCGCGGGACGGCGGCGGCCCGUGCCCUGGUGGGAGGGGGAGAGGGAUGACCGGGGUGCUGGAGAGCCUGGUGCCGGACAUGCACGCCAGCCAGAUCUCCGCCAGCAGCUACCAGCACGGUGGCUUGCACAAGCCGCAGGAGUCCCCCACGCUGCCCGUCUCCACGGCCACCGACAGCAGCUACUACAACAACCAGCAGCACGGGGCGGCGGGCGGGCCGCCCUACGGCCCGGUGGGCCCCUACCCCUACGCUGGCGGCGGCACCGCCCCUUACUCCGCCAAGGCCGGCUACGACCUCGGCUACGCGGGCGCCUACGGCUCUUACGGGCCCUACGGCAGCAGGACCUCUCCGGCCAACAACGACUCCGCAGAGAAGGAAGACUGCGAGCCAGAAAUCAGGAUCGUGAACGGGAAGCCGAAGAAAGUGAGGAAGCCCCGAACCAUCUACUCCAGCUUCCAGCUGGCGGCUCUGCAGCGGCGCUUCCAGAAAACCCAGUACCUCGCCCUGCCCGAGAGAGCAGAGCUGGCGGCCUCCCUCGGCCUCACCCAGACCCAGGUGAAGAUCUGGUUUCAGAACCGCCGCUCCAAGUUCAAGAAGAUGUGGAAGAGCGGCGAGAUCCCGGCGGAGCCUCCCCCUCGCCGCAGCUCCUCGCCGCCGCCCCCCACCUCGCCCCCCACCUGGGACUUCUCUCCACACCCGCGCACAGCGGGGGGCACCGGCACCGCCAGCCCCAGCCCUGCCUCAGCUUUCCUCGGGAGCUACUCUUGGUACCCCCCGGGGCCCGGCGGCCCGGGGCACCUGCCGGCUGCCGCCCCCCUCCCUCAGCCGACGCAGCCUCCGCACCACCACGGCGGCAGCGGCAUUUUCUAGGCGCCGCAGAGACUUUAGCCCGAGGGGCUACUGAGGUGCAGCACUGGUAUUUUGGUGAAGCCCGGCUCCGGCCGUCCCGGAGGAGAGGAACCGGGUGUCCGCGCCCCAUCCGUUGCGCCGCCGGCGGCGGACCCCU
Molecule: messenger RNA, 1132 nt
Organism: Neopsephotus bourkii (Bourke's parrot)
Lineage: Eukaryota; Metazoa; Chordata; Aves; Psittaciformes; Psittacidae
Gene: DLX2
Product: distal-less homeobox 2
Exons: 3
Coding region: 172-996 (274 amino acids)
Biological process (GO): embryo development; negative regulation of transcription by RNA polymerase II; cell differentiation
Molecular function (GO): RNA polymerase II cis-regulatory region sequence-specific DNA binding; DNA-binding transcription factor activity, RNA polymerase II-specific
Source: RefSeq, a predicted model, not a curated record